Neomonachus schauinslandi (Hawaiian monk seal) is the source of this 1696-nucleotide messenger RNA. RefSeq names its product claudin 12 (gene CLDN12). Bases 195 to 929 code for a protein of 244 amino acids. The transcript has 3 exons. NCBI's taxonomy places the organism in Eukaryota, Metazoa, Chordata, Mammalia, Carnivora, Phocidae. The record is from RefSeq and is a predicted model, not a curated record. Gene Ontology annotation, cellular component: plasma membrane.
GCUGCGAGGGAGACGCUCUAAGAAGCUUCUCAGUGUGGGCGAGUGAAAUGUCUUGGAUGUGAGAAACAGGCCCAGAUCAUCUCUACUGUCUAUUCAGAUGUGCAUAUAUUUCUUCCCUAAGUUGAUUAAAGUUGUUUUAUAUCUGUCAAGUACCUCAAAGAUCUGACUGACGGUGCUGCACAAGCCUACCUGCCAUGGGCUGUCGGGAUGUCCAUGCAGCCACAGUCCUCUCCUUCCUGUGUGGAAUCGCCUCGGUAGCAGGCCUCUUUGCAGGGACUCUGCUUCCCAACUGGAGGAAAUUACGACUGAUCACAUUCAACAGAAACGAGAAGAAUCUGACUGUGUACACUGGCCUGUGGGUGAAGUGUGCCCGAUAUGAUGGGAGCAGUGACUGCCUGAUGUAUGACACUACUUGGUACUCAUCAGUUGACCAGCUGGACUUGCGGGUCCUCCAGUUUGCCCUGCCUCUCAGCAUCCUGAUUGCGAUGGGUGCCCUGCUGCUCUGCCUGAUCGGAAUGUGCAACACGGCCUUCAGGUCCUCAGUGCCCAACAUCAAACUGGCCAAGUGUCUGGUCAAUAGUGCAGGCUGCCACCUGGUGGCCGGGCUGCUGUUUUUCCUGGCAGGUACUGUGAGCCUCUCCCCUUCCAUCUGGGUCAUCUUUUAUAACAUUCAUCUGAACAAGAAGUUCGAGCCAGUCUUUACGUUUGACUACGCAGUGUAUGUCACUAUGGCCAGUGCUGGGGGCCUGUAUAUGACUUCCCUUCUGCUGUUUAUUUGGUACUGUGCAUGCAAAUCUUUGCCUUCUCCUUUCUGGCAACCAUUGUACUCCCAUCCUCCCGGUAUGCAUACCUACUCACAGCCCUAUUCAGCACGCUCCCGCCUCUCUGCCAUCGAAAUUGACAUUCCAGUAGUUUCACACACCACCUAAUGGGGAAAUUGUUAGUUCUCAGAGAAAACUUGUAGCCUCACAUUUCCCUUGUACAAGGACCCGUAUACAUUUUCCUUUGUUUCUGACCAGUCAAUGAAGCCAAAUUUGUAUGUCCUGGUAGAAUGAAGUGCUGCUAGUUUUAUGAAAAGUACAUUAUUUUAAAUGUGAAUCAUUCCUUUUAUCUUGCUUCUUAUGCUAGAAAGAUUUUUAACCUCUAUAUUGAUAUCUAAUCAAUUAUUCAAGUGGAAAGGGCCUGUGUCUCAGUUGAGGUAAUUUAGAGCAACAUGGUAAAGUAAAAAAUGAAGACUAAGAGGGGCUAUUGUACAUGAUCUUUAUGAGUAUUUUAGAAUAUGUAUUGUCCUCUUUCUAUAAUACCUUACACUGGGAAAAAAGGGCAAUUUCAAAUAUAAGAAAUUUCUUUCAGGUAAGAGUAAUAUUUUAACAGUAGUCAGUCUACCAGCUUAAGGCUGUAACUUUUCUUACUUCUCUCUCGGGGCUAAUUAUAUAAAACAGAGUUUCAUAUUUUGAAGAUACUUUUCUUUUGUGCGUUCCUUAUCUUCUACCUCAUGGCAGUGUUUAAAAAUAAAAUGCAUUUUAAGUGAUGUCAUAGAGAAUAAGCCUAACAUUUUAAAUAACUACUAGUAUGGAUACCAUUUAACAUAAUUUUAAAAGUUAAUUAUUCUAUAAAUUGUAUUGUUAGAGUUAAAAUGGGCCAUGUGAUGGAUCGGUGCUUUCCCUCUGAGGCAGAAAAGCCUUUUUUUUUUUUU